Nicotiana tabacum (common tobacco) is the source of this 2486-nucleotide messenger RNA. Its product is annotated as E3 ubiquitin-protein ligase ORTHRUS 2. NCBI's taxonomy places the organism in Eukaryota, Viridiplantae, Streptophyta, Magnoliopsida, Solanales, Solanaceae. Gene Ontology annotation, molecular function: ubiquitin protein ligase activity. The record is from RefSeq and is a predicted model, not a curated record. Gene Ontology annotation, biological process: protein ubiquitination; negative regulation of gene expression via chromosomal CpG island methylation.
UUUUCUCACGCCCUCUUUCAUUCUCACUCUACUUCAUUGGCUUUAUUUCCCCCUAAACUUUACCUCAUAUUUGCUGUCCUCAACCACUCCGAUGGCGCACGAUAGCGACCUCCCAUGCGACGGCGAUGGCGUCUGUAUGGUGUGCAAAACGAAGCCAUCGGAGAAUGAAUCCCUCCUCUGUAAGACUUGUGCCACUCCCUGGCACGUCACCUGCCUCUCUGCUCCUCCCAAUUCCAUGGCCGACGCCGUCAACUGGGAGUGUCCUGAUUGCUCUUUGCCUCCCGAUGCCCCCCGGGUCGCCGUUAAACAGAAUGCUACUGCGGCUUCCUCGUCGUCUGGCAGCGAUUUGAUCGCCGCCAUUCGGGCCAUAGAAUCCGACUCGUCGCUCACCGAACAAGAGAAGGCCAAGCAACGACAAGAGCUCUUGAGCGGAAGCGCUAAAGCCAGUAAUCUGGAGGUUGUCAAUACAGACAACGAUGUUCUCAACAUUCUCGAUGGAAGUUUGAACUGCUCUAUGUGCAUGCAACUGCCGGAGAGACCUGUCACGACGCCUUGUGGUCAUAACUUUUGCUUGAAGUGUUUCCAAAAGUGGAUUGGGCAGCGGAAGAGCACAUGUGCUAAUUGUCGUACCCCUAUUCCGCCGAAAAUGGCAAGCCAACCUCGAAUUAACUCUGCUCUAGUCAUUGCCAUAAGAAUGGCAAGAACACUACGAUCUGGUGCUUCUGGGGGGACUUCAAAAGUUGCCCAUUUCAUUCACAACCAAAAUAGACCUGACAAAGCUUUCACCACUGAGCGUGCAAAAAAGUCUGGAAAGGCUAAUGCUUGCAGUGGGAAGAUUUUUGUCACAAUCCCUGGUGACCAUUUUGGACCAAUUUCAGCAGAGAAUGAUCCAGAGCGCAACUUGGGCGUCUUAGUUGGUGAGACUUGGGAGGAUCGUUUUGAGUGUCGGCAAUGGGGGGCUCAUUUCCCUCAUGUGGCUGGAAUUGCUGGCCAGUCAGAUUAUGGGGCCCAGUCUGUUGCACUUUCUGGCGGAUACGAAGAUGAUGAGGACCAUGGUGAAUGGUUUCUUUAUACUGGAAGUGGUGGAAGAGACUUGAGUGGUAACAAGCGAACAAACAAGUUACAAUCAUUUGACCAGAAAUUUGAUAAGCUUAAUGAAGCUUUACGUAUCAGCUGUCUCAAGGGUUAUCCUGUCCGAGUUGUGAGGUCCCAUAAGGAGAAGCGUUCUUCUUAUGCACCAGAGAAGGGAGUACGAUAUGACGGGGUUUACAGGAUUGAAAAAUGCUGGCGGAAAGCUGGAAAACAAGGAUUCAAAGUGUGUCGAUAUCUUUUUGUGCGCUGUGAUAAUGAACCUGCCCCAUGGACCAGUGAUGAGCAUGGGGACCGUCCUAGGGCCUUGCCUUCCGUAAAAGAGCUAAAUGGUGCUACAGAUAUGACUGAAAGAAAGGGAUCUCCGGCUUGGGAUUAUGAUGAGGAGAAGAGUUGUUGGAUAUGGAAAAAAGCUCCUCCUAAUAGUCGAAAACCUAUUCAAUGUCAAAAUGAUGAUGAUGGAACAAAAGUGAGGAAAGUUAGAUCAAAGAAAAAUACAGUGUCUGUGAAGCAAAGGCUUUUGAAAGAGUUUAGCUGUCUUAUUUGCCGGGAAGUGAUGAAUCUCCCACUUACCACUCCAUGUGCUCAUAACUUCUGCAAGGCAUGUUUGGAAAGUGCCUUUGCUGGACAGUCUUUUACAAGACAGAGGGGUGAAGGCAGACGGACAUUACGAGUGCAGAAAAAUAUAAUGAAAUGCCCGUCAUGCCCGACUGAUAUAUCUGAUUUUCUCCAGAACCCCCAGAUUAAUAGAGAGUUGAUGAACGUAAUAGAAUCAUUGCAGCGCCAAAUUGAGGAAGAAAAUGCAGGAUUGAAUGAAGAUGUUGAUGGUGGCUCAGAUGGAAAAGAUGAGGUUCCAACUGAAGAAGCUGCUGAAACUGACAAAUGUGUGGAGGAUGAUAAAGAAGGUGCGAAGCCUAUCACUGAGACUGAAACCAAGCAGACAAACAAGAGGAAGAGGUCCAGUGAUAUUGACGAUGUAUCACCUAAAAAGUCCCUUGAUAAACCUGAUGUGGUGCAUAAUCUUGGGGAAGUUGAUUCUGCCAUACCUGAACUUUCAGUUUAGGGUUUGAUGGAGCAAACAUGUCUUCGAAGCAGAAGAAAAGUGGUGGCAGCUGGCAAGCGCACUAGGAUUGGACGGUGGUUUCAUUGAGUGAUGAUUCUGAACAAGUUGGCUGACAUGUUACUUGUGGAUAAUUUAUGGUUUAUUUUUGGUUGGACCUAUGACAACUCCUUGGUGCAUUUGUCAUAUUUCAAUUGCAUUACCCCUAGCCCUUGCAUGGCAAGCUUUUUAUUUGGUGUUUUAGUGUACUCAUUUUGGAGGGCAGAUUGAAAUUAUGAACUGCAACCAUAAAUGUUGGAGAUUAUGCAUCUCUUGCGUUCUGGCUUUCUGUUAUUCA